Molecule: messenger RNA, 1293 nt
Organism: Didymodactylos carnosus
Lineage: Eukaryota; Metazoa; Rotifera; Eurotatoria; Philodinida; Philodinidae
Source: the annotation of a GenBank genome assembly
AUGGAUCCACUACCAUUACCACCACCAAUAAUCAUCAAACGGAAUAGUUCAAAAUUAUAUCAUGUUAUGCAUCUUGGUCUGUCAUUUUUAUUUAUAUUUAUGUCAUUUGGUGUCGCCCAAUUAUUUCAAACAUCAUCUGAUCAUGCUCGUUCUGGUGCCGUUGCUUUAUUCAUUGUUUACGGUGUAUUUUCUUUAUCAAAUCUUUUAUUAUCAUCGUAUUUGACACAAAUUUUUGGUUUAAAAUUAACACUAUUUUUAUCCAGUCUAACGUAUGUUAGCUUUGUUGCUAUGAAUAUUUCCUAUAAUAAAUAUGCUCUAUAUACAGCAUCGGCAUUAUUGGGUUUGGGCGCUGCUCUCAUAUGGACAGCUCAAGGCUCUUAUGUGUUAAUAUUAGCACGAGAACACGAAACAUUGAAUAUGAUGGGAAUAUCAUCACAAUUGGGCUAUUUCAAUGGUCUCUUUAAUAGUAUAUUUGCUAUGAAUCAAACAUUGGGUAACGUAAUUGCUGCUCUACUGUUCUAUUAUAAAGUUAAAGAAUCGAGAAUAUUUAUUGUAAUGAGCGUUGUUGGCGCUCUAGGGUCGUUGUCAAUCUUAUUUUUAAAAAAUGUAAAGCAAGAACAAAAAGAGAAACGAUCGGUACUCUCAAGUGUAUCUCUUCUGAUUAAUCCUCGAAUGUUAUUUAUAAUGCCAAUUAUUUGCUAUGUAGGACUUAGUUGGACUUACAUUUAUGGGAGUAUACCACCGUUGAUUUUAAACAACAGUUUAAAAUUUUUUGCAUUCGUUUGUUUUGGUCUAACAAGCGCAUUGAGCUCCAUUUUCUUUGGGAAAUUAAGUGAUCAUUUCCAUAAACGUUUAGUAAUACUUUUCAUUGGAUGUUGUUCACAUCUAUUGAUCUAUAUACUUCUGUUUACAAUAUGGUUCCCACCAAUUGAUCAAACCAAAGUGUUUAUAUUUCUUAUCAUUACUUGUUGGUUGGGCGUUGGUGAUGCCAUAUUUGCGACGCAAUUAUAUUCUGUUUUAGGUAUGUUUUUCACUUCGGACAAUACCAAACGUCCAUCAUCGGAUAUAUUUGCUAACGUGAAAUUUUUACAAGCUGGUAGUUGUGCUAUUGGAUUUUUCUACAAUAAUUAUUUUAAUUUUAAAAUACAAACAGUAGUUAUAGCGUCGACUCUUGGAUUUGGAAUGGUAAUGUUAAUUAUUUGUCAUUAUGGAUUUUAUUCACUUGAUUCUGAAGAAAAAACAAUAGAUAAUAGUGAUAAAGUUUAUAAAGCAGUGCCAUUAGAUCAACAAUAA